AUGACUGGGAUCAAAGCUCAAGUACAUGUUGCACCUGAUAGUACACUCUUCCGUGAAAAUGAGGAAAAGAAAGUAGGAGGCAAUUUGCCUAAGAAGGUUAUCAACCAAAAAGAAACAGGUUCUGAACACGCUUCAUCUGGUCAUCACCAAUAUCAUCAGCUUAUUAAUAACGAUGGCAAUGAUGCAAAGACUUCAGGUCCUACCUCCGCCUCGUCCAAGGACCAAGGAGAUGUCAGUUCCAAUCUGGAGAGUAAGAAACAGUCGCCAAAGGACAUAUUUGUUGCUUCCAGCGCUCAAAACACAAGUCAAUUGCCUGGCCCUAACCCUCAGGGCAGUAUAGGUACCGUGCCAUUGGAGGAGUUACGCCCUAAGGAAUUUAGAUCGGCCCCUUCUAGAAAGCCAAACAAGUUUGACACUUCCAUCACCAAGCCUGGUGUUUUGGAUGAUUUAGGGAAAAUUGAUGAAAAAGAAAUUAAAGAGAAAUUCGACCCUGAUUCUACCGAUAGGUUGUAUCCGUGGCAAAACGUCGGUGAGUUUCAUGCUUCAGGAAAGGGAUCGCCAAAUACAAAGAUGUCCAAAAUCACUAAAGCUUACAUUUUGGAAAAUUUUUAUAACGAUUGGUACUGUAAUAUAGCUACGGUUGUUGGUACCUGUUUCUUUUCAUGGUUAUUUGCUUACAUUGGGUUUUCGUGGUGGUCUUUAAUAUUCAUCUUUUUAGGCACUGCUACUGUUUACAACGCAGAAUAUACAAGAUUCAAUAGAAACAUUAKGGAUGAUUUGAAAAGAGUCAAUGUCGAAGAAACUUUGUCGGACCGUGUGGAAUCUACUACGUGGUUAAAUUCAUUUUUGUCGAAGUUCUGGGUCAUUUACAUGCCAGUUUUAUCUCAACAAGUAAAAGAUAACGUCAAUCCUCAACUGGCAGGUGUUGCGCCUGGUUAUGGUAUCGAUGCAUUGGCCAUCGAUGAAUUCACCCUGGGUUCCAAGGCACCUUCAAUUAAAGGUAUUAAAUCGUACACAAAGACCGGUAAAAACACUGUUGAAAUGGAUUGGUCGUUUGCGUUCACCCCAAGCGAUGUCUCGGAUAUGACAGCUACUGAAGCUAGGGAGAAGAUUAAUCCAAAAAUUGCUCUUGGUGUUACUUUAGGGAAAAGUUUCGUUUCCAAAACAAUGCCUAUUCUGGUAGAAGACAUCAAUGUUGCUGGUAAAAUGCGUAUCAAAGUUGAAUUUGGCAAAGUUUUCCCUAACAUUAAAAUAGUAUCCCUGCAGCUCUUGGAACCUCCACUAAUCGAUUUCGCUUUGAAGCCAAUUGGUGGUGACACUUUAGGCCUUGACGUCAUGUCAUUUUUGCCCGGUUUGAAGAGUUUUGUUAAAAAUAUCAUCAACUCCAAUAUUGGGCCUAUGUUAUUCCCACCGAACCAUUUGGAUGUUAACGUUGAAGAUAUUAUGGCUGCUCAAUCCAAGGAUGCUAUUGGUGUCCUUGCCGUAACCAUUGCCUCUGCCGACUCUUUGAAGGGUUCUGACUUUAUUACUAAUACCGUUGACCCUUAUGUUGUCAUGACUACCGAAGAUGCCGUACCUGGUACCGAUGAAGAAGUACGUACUUCCAUCAAAUCAGAUGUUAAAAAUCCACGUUGGAAUGAAACCAAAUAUUUGUUAUUAAACUCCUUGGAACAAAAGAUGACCUUGAAAUGUUUUGAUUUCAAUGACGUCAGAAAGGACACUGUCAUUGGCGACCUUCAAGUCAAUUUGGCAGAUUUGCUACAAAACCCUGUUUUAGACAACCAAACUGCCGACUUGAGAGCUGGAACAAAGUCAAAAGGUGUUUUGCAUUAUUCGUUACACUGGUUUCCUGUUAGGGAAGAUAAAUCAGAAGAAAAAGCUGCCGAACGUGCCAAGGCUAAGGCCAAGGGUGAAGGAGAGGAUGAAAACAAAAAUAUCAUUGGGGAUGAAGACGAUGAUGAUGACGAAAAUUCCCAAACCGAUGUUGGUAUUGCGAAGAUUACUUUACAAAAGGUUAAAUAUUUGGAUACAGCUGGCUCUAUGACCGGUAGUUUGAGUCCAUGUGCUGAAUUGUUUAUUGAUGGACAAAAAGUCAAGAACUAUAGAACACUAAGACGUAUCAAUGAACCAUCUUGGGGCGAAACCAUCGAGGUUUUGGUUCCAUCAAAAUCUAGCUCUAAAUUUGUUUUGAAGAUUUUUGAUGAAAGAAUGAAUGGUAAAGUACAAAUUUGUGAAUACUCGUCUUCCUUGGAUGACAUAAUGAAUACAUUAGACACCGCUCAAGAAUUUGUCAAGGGUUCCCCACAAGGUGACAUAUAUUUGGAUGUUUCUUGGAAAUCUAUUGAAAUGACAGGUGCCUUUGCCGCCGCAAACUCUGUUAGCGAACYCAUCGGCUGUAUUAAAUUGGACAUUAAAGAUGCUGCUAUUAAAGGUGACUUAUCUGGUGUUGGCGACAUUGAUCCCUAUUACACUGUCUCUUUGAACAGACGUGUUUUAUACAAAUCCAUAUAUCACUCCGAUACCGAUCAUCCUAUUUUCGAUAAUAGCACAUAUGUUCCUGUACUUUCCCCAAAUCAAACUUUAAGUGUCGAAUUUUAUGACUACCAAAAGAUUGGUAAAGAUCGUUUUAUUGGCUCGGUACAAAUCCCGUUAUCAGAUGUUUUCAAGAAAGAUCCUAAAUCGGAGAAAUAUGUUUCAAUUAACAAUAAAGACGGAGUAUCUAGGCUAAAGUUAAAAGACCACAAACACAAUAUCACUGAAAGUGUUGUCAAUCUCUCUACAUCAUUUAUCCCAAUUACUCCAGUUUAUACCCCUGAGGAAUUGGCGAAUGUUGAUAAAUUAGAAAAGGAACUAGAAGAAAAGAAGAAAAAAUUUGAAGCCACCCAAAACGAGAAUAAGCAGAAAAUGGAAGAAAGUCCAAAGGAAUGGGAAGUAGUCGAAAUUGAAAGCCCAUUUGAAGACGAUGAAAAGAAGAUCAAUAAGAAGGCUAAACUGUCUCUGGGUGAGUUGAUUAAACACAAAUCUGGUAUAUUAUCUAUGCAAAUAUUAGAAGGUACAUUGAACCCAACUUCUGCUUACCUGGCGGUUCUGGCUGAUGAUAUUUCAUAUCCUGUCUUCACUUGCAUGAAACCAUCUCAUGGAAAAUUGAACUCGGAGGUGGCAAAUAUCUUCAUCAGGGACUUAAAGUUCAGUAAACUAUACUUGAGAAUAUCAAAAAAACAUGUUGCUAAGGAUUCUGACGAUGUCAUAUCCGAAACUUCUUACAGCACUUUAAAGUUAUUGAAACAAGCUUACGAAGAGCCUACAUGGUUGAACUUUAAUGGAUCAAAAGCGAAGGUCAGAUUUUUGUAUACGCCUUCUACCGUAAGCUUGCCUAGCUCAGAAAGUGUUGAAGAUACCGGUUACUUGAAUUUAAAGCUCAUUUCUGGUCACGGUUUGAAAUCUGCCGACAGAAACGGUUAUUCCGAUCCAUUCGUUACCAUUUAUGUCAAUGAUAAGAGGGUCUUCAAAUCAAAUAUCAAAAAGAAAACACUAGAUCCGGUUUGGAAUGAAGAUGCCAAAGUUCCGAUUCUUUCAAGAAGUAAGAACCAGGUAGUUUUGAACGUUCUUGACUGGGACCGUGCAGGUGACAAUGACGACUUAGGCCAAGCCACAUUGGAUACUUCUAAUCUAGAAUUGGGCAAAUCUUAUAACUGGAACCUUAACCUAAACACUCAAGGUAGUAUAAAACUACAAGGUUCAUUCAGCCCAGAAUAUAUCAAGCCAAGCUUCGACGUCGUGAAAGGCGGUAUUGCCGAUAAGCCAAUGAAGAUGGCCAGUGGUGCAGCCCAUGCUACUGUCGGCAUAGCUGGUACAGGUUUGGGUGCCGCCACAGGAGUUGCAGCAGGUGGUUUACAAAAGGGUGGGCGUCUUCUAAAAUCUUUAGGAAGCAAUCCAAUGAGGAGGAGUAAGAGCGGCAAUGGCAAUGAAUCUAACGGCGCAAAAAAAUCUUCUGAAAAAAAAUCGUUCGAUAGGAGAUCUCCAAGUAACUUCGAUAGUAACAAUGGCACACCAAGGGCAUCAGUAGACUAUGACCCAUCAGUUCCUAAUACGAGUUACGCACCCGUCCAAAGCGGCUCCCCCGCAGUGAAACAAGCUGACAACAAUUCAAGCUUGAGCAAUAAAAAAGAAGCUCCUACCAACGGAUCAAGAGCAGGUUCUCGUGCAAGCAGUUUCGCUCGUACCUUGGCUCCUCACGGUACUUACAACGGUUUUAUUACCGUACUUGCAGCCGAAAACAUCGCCAAACACGUUCAAAUUAAGAUUUCCUUAACUCAAGGUGGUAGGUUAAAACACAUUUACAAGACCAAGAGCCAAAAAACCAACGAUGAUGGAAUUGCUCUAUUUGACGAGGAAUGCUCAUUCAAGGCCUCCCCUGAAGCCAACUUGGUACUAGGUGCGAUUUCCCACCAAAGAUUAUCGAGAGAUAAAGAUCUCGGCAUUGCUCAAAUUAACUUGGGCGACCCACAAAUUCAACAAGACGGCCAAAUAUCUGUAAAAUUAGGUGAUGGUCAUCUGAUUGUAAAGAUUAGUUACGGUAAAGACAAAAAUAGUCAAGUACCCCCACUACCAGAAGUCCCUCAAGAAUACACACAAUAA
This is a messenger RNA of Saccharomyces eubayanus, 4638 nucleotides long. It is a transcript of the gene TCB3, whose product is annotated as Tcb3p. Bases 1 to 4638 code for a protein of 1545 amino acids. Lineage: Eukaryota; Fungi; Ascomycota; Saccharomycetes; Saccharomycetales; Saccharomycetaceae. Gene Ontology annotation, molecular function: lipid binding. The record is from RefSeq and is a predicted model, not a curated record. The transcript has a single exon.